GUCUAUGUCUCCAGCCACACCUUCGCCAACGCGGCUGGUGUUCGCAAAGCCGAGGUAUUCAUCUGGAGCGGCAGCGCGUCAACAGAUUCGGGAAUCGCAUCCGCGCAGCUUGCUGCUAAACGAGUGUUGCGCGAAUCCGGGGCGUCUGCACCGGUGACAAUACGGCAAGGCUACGAGACCUCACCGUUCCUCCAGGCGCUUGGCGGCGUUGUCAUCACGCGCAGAGGUGCACCGGAAGGCGCGUCGAAGCAGUACAUCCUCUGCGGACGCAAGCAUCUGGGCCACAUUGUGUUCGAUGAGGUCGACUUCGGCGUACAAUCUCUUUGCGCAGGCUUCACCUAUAUCAUCUCGUAUCCUGUUACAGUUCACCGGACGAAGCUAUACCUCUGGAAAGGCUCAGCUUGGUCCACAGAGGAGAUCGGUGCCGCUCGCUUGGUCGGCAUGGAUCUUAGCGAAAGUGGCGAGAUGAUUGAAGUGGAUCACGGUGCCGAGUUUCCAAGCUUCUUGAAGAUCUUCGGCGCUGAUACAGAGAAGACUAGCAUAUCGAAGUCGACACAUACGUGGGACUGCAAAGCACAAGCGCUAGAUGGGUACUUCCCGUCACUGUUCAGAGUACAGCAAAUCGAGCAGAAAGUUGGGUACUUCAGCGGCUUGUUCAGACGGCCAAGCUGGCAAAGCAGAUCUCCAUCGCCAUCGCCAAUACGAGAAGAUACGAAGAUGGAGCUGAAGCGAAUUAUACCCUUCACGCAACAAGACCUAGAGGCGGAAGGCAUCUACAUCCUCAACGCUUAUGGUCAGAUAUUCGUCCUAUACGGUCCACUAUUUCCAUCGCAGACAACUAAUGCACGAAACACGAUGCUGGGAUAUGCACUUCUAUCAGCGUCAAAUAUCGCGAAGAACCGCUUUGUUGAAACAGCGCCCCGAGCACUUGUGCUCACAGCUGGCAUACCGCAAGAGUUCAAGAUGUUGUUCCGGCAUUGGGAUGAAGGCAGAGGUCUCUGGGGCACGGGUGGGCUUAUGGCAGGUUCGUUGGCACAUGGCGGCGCUGAAGUAACGACGAUGCCGCUAGAUGUGGUUACCGAAGCAGUGUGUCUUCGGUGA
Baudoinia panamericana UAMH 10762 is the source of this 1101-nucleotide messenger RNA. RefSeq lists its product as uncharacterized. The annotation marks the transcript as partial. Gene Ontology annotation, biological process: barbed-end actin filament capping; actin filament severing. The transcript has a single exon. The record is from RefSeq and is a predicted model, not a curated record. Lineage: Eukaryota; Fungi; Ascomycota; Dothideomycetes; Mycosphaerellales; Teratosphaeriaceae. Gene Ontology annotation, molecular function: phosphatidylinositol-4,5-bisphosphate binding; actin filament binding.